Molecule: messenger RNA, 4520 nt
Organism: Cebus imitator (Panamanian white-faced capuchin)
Lineage: Eukaryota; Metazoa; Chordata; Mammalia; Primates; Cebidae
Product: ATP synthase subunit ATP5MPL, mitochondrial
Exons: 2
Coding region: 3459-3674 (71 amino acids)
Cellular component (GO): mitochondrion
Source: RefSeq, a predicted model, not a curated record
AACACUGUCUCAAAAAAAAAAAAAGAGUAAUUGUGGGGGGUGAAAUGUGAUACGAAUAUGCCUUCUUGUAAGCCUAUUUGGAAGGGCAGGAGAGAAAUACAGAUAAAGGCAGAGUUUUGGUUUUGGUCUUUAAAGCUGGAAGGGAUUUGCCCAUGGAGAGGGGGAGGUUUGAGAAUUGGAAAAAGUGGACAGUUAACAUUAGUAAGAGCCCAGAAGAACCAGAGGGCAGGAGAUCAGGGGUAGAGUGGUGGGACUAACCCCAAGAAGGGAAAGAAGGUAUCUUCCCACCCAGUGGCCUGUGGACCCAGGGCCUUGUCUUCUGUCUUGACCGCUCUCAAGAGAAACCAAACGGUUAGCUUAUUUCCUGACAUUUCUGACGAGCCAACUGCAGGGUCCUGGUAGGCAGGGUAUUGACUUAGGUAGAGCUCCGAAUUUGAAGUCAAAAGACAGCUUUGAUUUCUUGUUUUCUGCUUGACUUCCUAUGUUAUCCUUUCUGUGCUGCAAUUUUCUCAUCUUAAAAAUGAAAAAAUGCUCUCCAUGUUACAGGUUUUUCUGAGAAUAAAGUAGGACAAUAUAUGAAAACACUUUAAAAGGGUACUUGCAAUUAGGUAGCUUUUUGGAGGUUGGUUUUUUUAGUUGUUGUUUGUUUUUCUCUUUGCUCUUAGAAUCUGGCAGUGUUCCAGUGACCAGGAGACCUGGCAGUCUCCAAGAAUGUUCUCUGCAAUUGCUGGCUUCUGAUGAGGCAGCUCACACAGGAUUCGCUGUCGUAGAUUUAAAAAUAACAAAAACAGAAACAAGUGCAUCCACGGAGAGUUGGACUGUCACCAGAGGUUUGGUAUUAUGAUUAAUUGUAGAAUGCAAGCCAAUGGAAGUCAGCUCGCAAUCACUGAAACAUGACCAUUUGGUUCAACAGCUCACAAUGAGUUUAUUAUUGUGAAUUGUUUAUAAUAAUAGAAUUUUCCACUAGGUGACAGCAAAGCCUAUAAUAUUAUCUAAAUCAUUGUUCCUCUUGAAUAGUGUUUGAGAAUCUUCCAAAAGCAGUGGAUCCUGCCAUUCUGAAGAGAGUAAUUAAUGCUUAAACUGUAACAUAUGGCCUUGAGAUAUUGUUGUGACUCUCCUGAGAUAACUAAACUCCAGGUUUUAAAAACCAAUUUUAGUUUUUGACAUUCUAAGUCACUUUUUACAAAAAUUUAUAGAAACAACUGCAAGAAUAAUUUAAAAAGCUAACAUUUGUUAAGCAUUUGCUGUGUGUCAGGUACUCAUAAAUGUGCAUGGCUGUUGAUACUACCCAACUUCUCAGAGGUUUCAUAGGGACCACAAGUCCCUCUUUUAAUAAAGAACUAAGUCUUCCCUGGGCCACUUCUGUAAGCAUAACACUAACUACAUAAAUACAUGCUCUUGGCUGAACUGCCCUGCCCAGAAGAAGAGGAGUUUGGUUAUGCAUAUUAAUGGUUUAGUCAAGAGCCCUUUACAGGGUUUUAUGAAUAAUUGUUAGUUAUAAUUGGUGUUUUUCAGAGCAUUUAUCUUUUUUUUAAAUAACUUUUCGCCUCUUAGACCUAUGUUAACCCUUCAUUGGGUUCCCUGUUAGUGGUUCAUUUAUCUUGGGACUGUGUUGAGUUUCUGGGGUAACCUAUUGGAGUCUUUUUUUUAGGGGCUAAGGCUGAGACUCCAGGCAGAGUGAGUUUGACUUAUCACAGUAACAAAGUCUUUAACCAUCAGAAGGAAGUGGGAAUUACAGGGGCGUGGCUGGUAUUUGAUUCUGAACCCCUGGCCCCUGAAUGCUUGCCUUGGUUCUAAGCAGAGAAAGGGCUGAGAAGUAAAAUGGCAGGGGUGUUUAACCCACAGGCAGGCCUGCUUAGUUUGUUUUCUUCAGUCAGAAUAUAACAUAAAAACCAGGGAGCUACAUAGCUGGCUCCUAUACAACUACCCAUACUGCUUUUCUUUUCUUUUUAAUUAUUACUAUCCCUGAAAGAAUGCUAUAAAUGCACAAUAUGAAACUUCCAAAGGCGUAACAGAGCAUACAGUUAAAAAGUAAGUUUUCUUUUCCACACCUGUUCCCCAUAAGAAACCUCUGUUUCUCACAGUUUCGGGUUUCCAGUAAAGUUCAGCCUCAGCAGCCUGGGGAUUCUGUGCUUGGCAGGACAACGGUACAGAUGCUGGCUACUGAUGAGGGGAGCAGUUAGGAGUAGCUCAGGUUGUGGAGUGAGUCAAGCACAUGUGACACCUCCUGAUGAGGCUCAGGGAAUAGGGGCUCAUGGCAUGUGGAAAAAUGAGCCAGGAAGCUUUGGGAAUUCAUAACAAGAUGGCCUUAUGUGUACCCACAGGCUGGUGUGGCCUGGGGGAAGUUGUAUACUAUCAUUAUAGAAAUAACUUAUGUUCUCAGAUGAAAGUUAAAAAAUACAGAUAAGUAUACCUCAUUAUUUAACUAUAUAUCUAUGAUACAGUUUUUCCCUGCAAUAUGGAGCCCAAGUCCCAGUCUCCAAGUCUCAUAGCAACCCAAGAAUCAGCAAACAAUGCUUCCAGAAGAUAGAAAUGGACACUCCUAAGGUCACCAGCAAUCCUAUCCUGCAAUGUUAACUGGAGCCAUGAGAGAAAGCAACCAUUGCAGAGCAGCAGCCAGCAUAGGCAAGCCAUGCCCCAGCUCCUGACACUGGCCUCAGGUGCAUUCACAAGGAGGUGGUAGGAUGCCCAGCUGUUCCAGUUUGUUGUGGAUAGAGGAGUGUCACAGAAUGAAGGACUUUCAGUGCUAAAACCAGAGAAGUCCUGGGUAAAUUGGGACAAGUUGGUCACCUAGAUCAUGGUGAGUGACAUUUGACUCCUUUCCUGUUUUCAUUUGAUCAGGCAGACUCCUCCAGAAGACAAAAAAUAGUAUUCAGAGAAAAUUACUAAAGGCCUGCUGAUGAACAGACAUCUCCGUCAUUGUUUUAUUAUUAAUAAUAAUGCUGUAAUAAUAAACCAUAUUUAAAAGGAAACUAAAUAUAUCUCUUUCUAAGGAAAUUUCUAGAAAAUCAAGACAAACACUACUGGGAUGAUUUUCACAGAAGAUUUACUCUUUGGGUGGUAAGAGAGCACUAAGAAAGUAGCUAUUCUGAUGGGCAGGAGGUAGAAAAGAAAAGCUAGGUUACUUGACAUAGUUCAGAUACUACAAAUCUGGUGCUCCUGAUCCACAGAAGGGAGUGUGGACAUAGACCUACUCUGGGCAUGAGAGUAACAGGAAGAGGUACAAGAGUGAGAUGAAUAAUUCUCUGCUAGAAAGUUUGAGGCAAGCCUUGGGGGGCUACUGGCUUUGUGGGCUGUUGCCAGGGCAGUUGCUACCCACCUGUGCUCUGGCCUGAACCUGGCUGAGUCAGAAUGCUCUGACUGCUAGGAGUAAUUACAGCCCAGGAGGACACGGAAGGGUUAAGUAAUUAUAGCCGAGAAGGUUACACCCCAGGUUAUGGCACUGCUGUGCACAGAACAUGAGGCAAGAUACAGGCAGGUGUGGGCAAAAGGUACACAUGCUUCAAAGUAUUAUUAAAAAUGUGUGGGUCUCCAUGAAGCUCUACUAUACUCAAGUUUACCAGGAUAUUUGGGUAGAAAUGGGGAUGAUGACUCUCAUCGUUUAUAUAAUCCAGAGUGCUGAUAAAAGAAGUAAAGUUUUGAAAGCUCCAGUGCCCGCUCAUGGUCAUCCCUAACCAGCUUUACCUGCAGUCCCUGUGAAAUGAAACGUCAGUCAGCCUGUAAAUUUAAGCAGGCUGUGUUAGACGGGGAACAUCACUGUAUACUUGCAUAAGUAUAGCUUAGUUCAUAACAUGAAUGAAUGGAUCUGUGAGAUGCACUGAACAACAGCAAAGAUCAGGAGUACAGUGGGAAACAGAGGUCGUUGCUGAGUAAACUCAAAAGAUUUAGUACACAGGCCAGAGACAUGGCUGAGGCACGGGGAGCUUAUUCUUACUAGAUGCUGGACAGUUACUGUGGCUUCAAUGAGAUAACGCACAGAGAUGCAGAGUUCUUAUAUAGCGCAUAGUUAACGCUUACUGUCACUUAUUUUUAGUUUUUGCACCUCUGAAAGCUAAUAAUUGAAUUUCCCCUGGUAUAGAAGCUGGUGAACAGCAGUCAAAAAAUGAAUUUCUUUACUGGGAAUAAAAGUUGUGCAAGUUGUGUUUGUUCCACCAACAUUUUUCUUUGAUCCAAAUGGGCAGUAUAGAAAGAUCAGCUUUUUUCUAGAGUGGCUAGAGAACAAACAAUGAUGUCAGGGGCACAUAUGCCAGGAAGAGACCACUAAUGACCUCUUACAGGCCUCCCAAGGUAGCAUCAUGACCUGAAUGCAGCCAUGCAGGCCAGGAGCUGUAAUUUUAUCUAGCCAUAGAAAGAAACGCUUAUCUCAGAUGUUAGUUCUGCACAUUAAUCAAACUUAAAAGAGUCAAUACAAACCAGUGUAUCUUUUAUUUGUAUUUUUAAAUUUUAUUAUUUUUAUUUUUCAAUAAUGUAAUACAAUCAAUCAAUCAAUAACACUGGCCCAUGUAUGGGCCAGUGUUGAC